Molecule: messenger RNA, 2482 nt
Organism: Seriola dumerili (greater amberjack)
Lineage: Eukaryota; Metazoa; Chordata; Actinopteri; Carangiformes; Carangidae
Gene: zwilch
Product: zwilch kinetochore protein
Exons: 18
Coding region: 125-1891 (588 amino acids)
Biological process (GO): protein localization to kinetochore; mitotic spindle assembly checkpoint signaling
Cellular component (GO): RZZ complex
Source: RefSeq, a predicted model, not a curated record
UGUCAAAACGUCAACAAUAGCAGUGCGAAGUUUGAUCUCUUUAAAUUAAACUCUGUUAACUUCUUUUCUCUAUUUUAUCCACAUAGUUCGCUCUGUAACAGGAGGUCUAUUGUACAAUUUUGCGAUGGGCUCAAAGGUGAUAUCUAGCGCCAAGGAAUUUUUCAAUGUUCUUCGAUCUCUUCAAGAUGAAGCAAGCAACGAUACAUAUACAUAUGAGGAGGACAUCCAAAUACUAAAGAUGAAUGGAGACAGAAUCGGUGUGGUGAAUUUGUACUGUGGCAGCCAGCCAGUCUUCAUCUGUCAAAAAGCUGUUCCAAAAAUAAAUGAUGAUCAAGAAAUAGCUGAGUAUUCAAACUGCGCUGAUGCUGAUCCUGAUGCCGAUGUCAAUGUAAUCAAGACAGAACUGGGACCAGAGCCGCUCACAAUCAUGAAAGCAAGGCAGUUGCUGUCUUGGUACACAUUAUCUCAAAAUGCUAAUGUGUCAGCUGUUGACAACAACCCUGCCUUACACCCUCUGUGGGUGCGAUGUGACAUGUCUGAUCCUGCUAGAACAACCUGGUUUGGGGCUGAAACGGUCUGUGUGGGCAACAAAGUAUCUGGUGUAAAAUUAUACUCCGUUACCUGCAAAGGCUCAACAGUGGACAAAAAAUCUCUCCUUACCUUAGAUGAGCUUAAACAAGAGCACAAGAAAAGGCAUCACCCAUCCUCGAUGGCGAUUAAAGGCAGUGCCAGGUUCAACUUGUUUGGCUCCACUGUCGUUGAAAACACAGUGAUUGAGUCACAGAGUUCUGUGACAGUGGAUUUCAAAUGGAGUCAUGUGGAGAGUAUCCUUGAGACCCCACCCCUGUCUUCUACAGCCACACUGAAUAUCAAAGUUACCAGCGGAGAUAUGAGAAGCCCGAUGUUCGAGAUGUACAGGGAGCUAGAGUUUCUUCAGACUCUUGCUGAUGGUUUGAGAACUGGUGAGACUGAAUGGAUGGAACCUUUGGAAAGCACGUCAGCUGUAAAUCUUACCAAGGCCUACCUAGAAGAGCUUCACGACACUGCAAAGACACUACAGGAUCAGACUGCAAAAACAGCCGAGAACACAAAGCCGAAGUCUGACACAGACACUCCUAUUUUCAACUCUCUCUUGGAGCGAGGCGAUUUGGAUUUUGUGGAACAGUUGUGGGUUCGCAUGAGAAAGAGUGUGAUUUCAUAUCAAGACAUUGGAGACUGUCUGAAACUGGUCAUUGAAGCUCUGAGAUAUGGAGACAUCAAACCGUGGAUUCACAGAGACAGCAGUAGCUCCCUCAGCAAGCUCAUCCUGCAGUCCUACCACCAGCAGAUCGAUCAUGUGUCUCUCACAGGUGUCACUCCUGUCCACAUGCUGCUAGAGAUGGGUCUGGACAAGAUGAGAAAAGAUUACAUUAACUAUCUCAUUGGUGAAGAAUUGACAACUCUAAACCACUUGUGUUACUACCUGAGCACGGAGGUUGAUCUACAGGAGCAAGUGAUCCGACUCAGGAAACUGCACCAUCUGCUGGAAAUAAUUGUGACUUGCAGCACAUUCCUGGCUUUGCCCUAUGACCGGCUGUUCCUUCUCACACAAUCGUGUUUGCAGCACUACAAAACAUACCCAUAUGACGAAGAACAUGAAUUCAAACUCCAAAUCAAACCAGCCCUAAUCAGCCAUUUCUACCAGAAAGAGCAGCCACUUUUGUGGGGAGUUGAGGUGUCCAGUGGCCACGGUCCUCGUGAGGUCAGGACAUCCUUACAGCUCAGUGACAGACCACUGGUUGAUCAUGUCAUCUUUGAAACAGAAUACUCCAAUGAAACAGUGAAUGGAGACAGUGAAGAUCCCGCAUUCUUCUCCACCUUGUUGUGCUGCAGUCUUAUCAACUUUGCAUGAAUUUACACAGAGCACAACUGAACAACAACAGGAGAUGUUUAUUUUCAUAUGUAAUAUUGUCAUUAGUAAUUAACAUGUUUUGAAAUACCAGAUAGACUUAUACUGCAUCACAAAACCUACAGUGAGCACGAGAGGGUUUUCUGUUAAUAUACUGUAGUUUUGUUUAAUAUUUUGUUAAACAUCUUUCAAUUCUUUGUAUAUAUGUUCUGUGACCCUGGAAGGGUUUUUCUAACUAUAUCUUUAUAAUCCUAUUCUAUCAUUUUGCUGACUUUUUACAUUCGAUAGAGUAGAUGGCACAUGCUUAUUGCUGAAAAACUCCCAGUUUUAACCAAAUGAAAACACAAAAUCCAGUAUAUCAUAAGGUCUGUUUGCAAUGGUAAUAUUCCACAGCAAUAUUUUAAUAAGUAAAUCCAGCUUGUUGCAGGGCUAUCCACACUUUUUAAGUGUCUGAUACUAAGUCCAUGAUUAUAGGCUCAACCAGUGAUUUUACAGCAAACAUUGUUUACACGUCAAAUUUAAUGAAGUCAGUAAUUCUUUUGAAAUUCAUUUCAAAUAAUGUAUUUAUAUUCACACACGAUCCAUUAAAGAAAG